AUGGCACCUAAAGAUUUUGUCAAUAUUGAUUGGAAUUAUUUCUAUUACCAUUUAAUUAAAAUGGACAAUGAACAUGAAGAAGAAAAAGAAGCAACUAAUUUAACAAAUGGCCAACGUGCUUCAUCCCUUGAUUCACUUGAACAAACUGAUUUAAUAUCAACAACAAGUGAAAGUCUUCGCUUUAUUAGCGGAUAUCAUAAAUGGAUAAAUACAGAUGAUCGAAUUCGUGUUGAUAAACUAAUUGAUUAUGAUCAUCAGAAUAGUAAUCAAACAGAUAUUAUGCUUAGUACUGAUGAUCAUAAUUCAAUUCAACAAAAUACUUUAUCAGCAAAUGAUAUUGAUAUUAUGUUUAAAACUCAUUCUGAAAACGAGGAGGACGAAGAUAAUUAUGAAAAUAGUCUAAGUCAUAUGGAUAUAUCUUUAAAUCAUUUUGAUGUUCAAAAUCAAAAUAAUGAUGGUCGAUUAGAACAAUCAUUUCGUGAUGAAACAUUCUCCUCGAUAUUAUCAAAUGUUUAUCAAACGGACAAGCUUAAUCUAAAUUCACAAACAUUAGAAAUCGAGAUGGAUAAUGGUGAUAACAAUUCAGAGAAAACGAAUGAAUAUUCACAACAUCGUAAUAAUCAUGAUGAAUCUUAUAGAAGAAAUCGUCAAGCGAAUGGUGCAUCAAAUAAUGAUAAUAAUACUAAUAAUAGUGACGAUGGAAAUAGAUCAAAUCCAAAUAGAAAUAAUAAUAAUUCAAGAAGAUCGGAUGAUGAUCGUAGUGAAGGAAACGAUGGUGACGAUGACAAUGACGAUGAUAAUGAUGCUGAUGACGAUGAAGAUCAUGACGAUGAAAGCGACGAAAAUAUUGCUCGUCGAUUAGGAUUUUUACCAAUAGAUAGUGAAACAAUACAUAUUAUAGGCCGUUUACGUAAUUUAACAAAUAAGCAAUCAUUUGAUCGACGAGAUUUUGAAACUCUUCAAUCGUUAACUGAUGAAUUAAUACAACUUCAACAUUUAGAAAAUUCUUCUAAAUACCAAUUGAAACAAAUAGUUCGUUAUCUUAAAUUAUACCGUCCGCUAAGUACUAAAUCUCAUGCAUUAGUAUUUAUUCAAGAACGUAUACCAAGACGUGCAGUUAAAUAUAAUGUUAUUGCAGCAACUCAUGAAAAUGGCCAUAAUGUAUUCAAUAUAUGGCGUGAACGUGAGCGACGUGCACGAUUAGAUUCAAAAGAUAGUUUAGAAGAUGAUAUACAAAUUGCUAGUGGACAACAACUACGUGAUGUUACUGAAAUAAACCAUCCAACACCUCCCAUACUACUACUAUCAAUGCAAAGUUCAAGUUCAAGUCUAACAAGUAAAGUUAAACAAAUGGCAAGAAAUAUUGAUACACGAUCAACAUCGACACGUGCGGAAAUUAAUAUAAAUGCAGGUGAUCGAUUUAGUGAUCAUGCUUAUACAGCAAGAAGUUCUUCGCCAACAUAUCCAGGCAUUGUUUCAGUUGCACUCUAUGAUAUUAAAUCAACCAAUAAGAAUGAUGGCUCCUAUAAUGAAAGUUCCAAUGAAGAUCGUUUACGUAAUAAACCAACGAGUAAUCCAGCAAGUUCACUAUCUCCUACACCAUCAGAACCGAGUCGUGUACGACAAAUGAUUGAUCGUCUUGAAUCAUCAUCAUCGUCAUCGAUAAAUACAAAGGCAGAAAAAAAAGCUUCAAUCAAAAAAUCGUUACACGAUGAGAAUUCUGAUGGCUCAACCUAUUUUACAUCAUCACCACCUUACAAACGUUUUGCACCGCGAAAUUAUCAUGAACGAAAUAUAUUAAAUGGACAUAGUAAUACGAAUGGAGAAAAUUUUGGUUUUACUCAAAGUGAUUCCAAUGAUGAAGUCUUUUUUCAAAACAAUAAGUCUACUAGUGAAAAACCAAAAGAAACAAAAUUUGAACUUAAAAGAGAAGAAAUCAAAAAUGAAAGUCGACGUAAAAUUAGUGGAACAACCAUGGACGAAUAUGCUCCUAGUCUUCAUUCGGACACAGAAACAUCUGUUUCCAUGGUUCGCGAUGUUCGUACACGUGUGUUCGACGAUGCAAGUAUUCUAUCUCGAAACAAUCAUGACAAUAUUCCAAUUAAAGUUGAUGUUGAAACAUUGUACAUAUUAGAACAAAAAUCUGAGAGAAAAUGUGUAUUAACAAAUGGUCAUAUACAUAAACCAGAUUAUGAAUAUAAUCAGCCAUCAAUACCAACUGAACGACAAGAUUUUGGUAUGCAAACAACGACACCAACAUCAACACUUAAACCAUCAAAUCGACCUGUAGGGACACAAGUAGAAAAAACUGUUGAACAACACACAGUUGGAGCUCAAACAACUGAUUCAUUACAUCGACCAAUAAAAGAACGACAACGUUUACCAUCAAUCGCAAGUCAAGAUGAUGAAAAUAAAAAAGUAACAACAGCAGUUACAACAACAACAACAACGACAACAACAAGAUACGAAAUAAAACGACGCCAUUCAAGUCAUCGUGUUAGUGAAGAUGAUGAUGAUGAUGGUGGUGCUGUUAUUUAUAUUGAUGAUGAAACGAAAAAAACCGAUUACGAAGAUAAUUUUGAGUUAAAACGUGAAAAACGUCCAUCAUCAAGUGACGAUCAUCUUCCUGUCGUACCAGAGAAACGGCCAACAUUUGGUCAAAUAACAUCACGUAUACGUAUUGAUCAAUUGCGUGAUAUAAAUCGUCAUGUUGUUCGUCGUCAUUUACAAGAAAAUGAUUAUAACGGAGAAGAAUAUCGUUCAUCAGAAGUCUAUGAAAUUCAUACACGUGGUGCAUGUAAAUGUGUUGUUGUAUCAAGUGAAGAAAAAACUCAAUAUGGCUCUGAAACACGUUUUGAAAAACAACUUCAACGUAUAGAACGUACAUAUACAGAUGAAGAAUUAAAAGUAACAGAAUUACAUGUUAUUGUUACGACAUCGGAUAAAAAUUAUCAAUUAGUUAAACGUGAUUAUGGUGCAAGUAAAAAAGAUAAUUUUGAAAAAGAAAAAGAAAAUGAAAAACUACGACAACCAUCAAUAUCAGUACAUUAUUAUACAAGAGAUGGACAUCCUAUAAGAACGGAAUAUGGUAGACGUCUUGAACAUUUACCAUUAGUUAUCCGAUGUGAAAUUGAAUAUGAACUCAAUCAUUAUGGUAAAUCUCAAUUGAUCGUAUUAUCUGUAACAAACAAUGAACGUCGUCAAUUGAAUAUAUCUCUUAAAAAAGAAUUAGUCGAUGAAAUUGUAUCACAUUCAGGUGGUCGUCUAUCGGCCAAUAGUCCUGAAUUAGAAAACGAAAUCACUCGACAAUUAGCUGAACCAACAACACUUUUACAUCUUGUCGAUUAUUCAUCACGUGAUGACUAUAAUCCAACAAAUUCAACUGAUUUACGUCGCGUAUCACGUAUUGAUGUAACAACAUCACUACGUCUUGUACAACGUUUUCGUUCCAUUAUACAUCGCCUUUGUCAACUACAUCGUUCACAUUUACAUUUAACACAUUCCAAUGAACAACAACGUCAUUUAAUAUUAAUUGCACAAGAUGAAUAUUAUAUAUUAGAUUUAACCUCGCCAACAUCUGCUAUGCCAACAAAUAUAUCCGAUAUUCGACAACGACAACAUGAUAUAUUUAAACGAGAAGUAAAUAGUGCUAUUGAACAACAACAACAACAACAACAGCCAUUUGAUUAUGCAAAAUAUCGUCGUGAUACUGAACAACAACAACAAAUACUUGCACAACAUCUUCGACAGAAACACAUCGAACAAAAACAUAAAUCUCAACAAACCUAUACAGGACCACCGCCACCUGGACAUCCGUCCGAAGCAGAAUUUUAUCUCGGUACUCAACGGCGUACAUUUAUUGAAAGUGAAAUUAAUUCAAUUCGCGAAUCAAUACGUCCACAUGAACAUGCUCCACCGCGUUAUAAACAUGAGCCAGCACGUCGAUCAUUAUCAAUAUCUUACACAGGCGGACAACGUUAUGUUCGCGCACGUAUUAUUCACGUUAAAGAUUUUUAUGAUGAAACUCAUCAACGUGAACAAAAACAACAACGACAAGCCAAAGAACAAGAACUAUUUGUUCGUGUUGAUGAUUUUAUCAAUCAAGCAGCAGCAAAUUCUCUACGUCGUUCAUAUUCGACAGAUUAUUUACAAGAAGAUGGGCCACGUUCAAGAAUUCGCUAUAUUCGUAUACCUGGCGAAACAAUUAGAAUUGAAGAAAAAAUAACGCAUGCAUAUAAAGGAGUCAUGUAUGCAAAUUUACCUUAUUCAUUGAAAUAUUGGAAUAUACUUUAUAUUCUCGAUUGUGAAGCUCGUCAAGGUCGUCCACUUGGUUCAACACUGCCUCAAGUUAUUGUCAAUGAUCCGUAUCGUGCAGUGAUACCCCCAUUGACACAACAAGAAAUUCGCCAAACUGCUCAACAAAUUCUUUCGCCACAAUACAAUGGAAAAUCAUAUACAGAUCAAACAUUACGUUGGUUUCUAUCACGAGAUAAUCGGACUGAAAUUGAAUCAGCUAAAUACUUACAAACUAUUGAUCACUAUCGGGCACACCAACAACAGCAAGAAACCAAUGUUUCUAUUGAUGGUCAUAGACCAGCAGGACCCUCAAACGAAUAUUACGUGACUGAAAAAUUUGUUCGUUAUGAAAAAAUGCCCGAUCGACUUGUACCAGUGACAACUAAUAAUCGAGUACAAUCAACAGAAAAUUUACAUCAUCGAUCACCAUCAAUUCCUCAAAUUCUUCAACCUCCUAAUUACGUGCCACGUUCUCAAUCACAACCACAAUCCCAUUAUCAAUCCUCAAUAUUAUCUCGUGGUUCAGUUUGUCACACGCCUUCCCAGCAACAACAACAACAACAACAACAACAACAACAACAACAACAACAACAGCAAAGAUCCAAAUUACAAUCUAUGCAAUCACCUCUAUCUCGACAUCAAUCAGUAAAUGAAUUACAUGCAACUUCCGCCUUUUCACAUCCACCUUCACCUUCACCAUCAUUUCAUAGUCUGCAUAGUAAUCAACAUCAUCAUCAUAUCAACCAUAAUAAUCGACGGCCCAUUUCGUUUAAUAAUCGAUUUUCAUCCCAGCAACAACAAAAAAAUGCGAUAUUAACAGAAAUAAUUGACAGUCAAACAGGACGGCGAAUUCUAACAACAAGUCAAGAGCAACUACCGACUGAAGUACUCGGUCUUUUAAAUAAAUAUAAUUUACAACAAUUUUAA
Messenger RNA from Rotaria socialis, 5223 nucleotides. The record is from the annotation of a GenBank genome assembly. NCBI's taxonomy places the organism in Eukaryota, Metazoa, Rotifera, Eurotatoria, Philodinida, Philodinidae.